ACAUGAUUGAAUACUAUUCCAAGGGUACAGCUAAAAUAUAAUUUUGCGCUAUUUUGCGCUAUUUUAUCUGACGUAUUCAAGCUGGAUUACAAUUGCUUUUCUUUUUCCCACAAACCUUUCAAACCUUUGCGCGAUGCCAAAGAUCCAAAGAUCCAAAGAUCCAACACCGAAAGCCCAAUUCUCACUUUCUACCAGACAGGUAAAAGGAUACCAUAGCCGAACAGAAGCUGUUAAUAAGUUUCUACCUUCAUCUUGAGUCAAGCAAAAAGAGUUGCAAACAAUGGUGUUCUGCUGCUAUCUUCACGAUGGUGCUCUGUUUCUUCCACCGGAACCAACUCCCAAGUCUGACUUUCACAUCUUCUCCAAUGUGGACGUUUUUGAUGGCGAGAAUGAAGCCCUCAUCAAGAAUCAAGAUGUCGCCGUCCUGGGCAACAAGAUCCACAAGAUUGCCCCUACUGGAACACUAGGGGAUGUCCCAGACAAUGCCAUUAUCAUUGACGGUACUGGUCAUGUCUUGAUGCCUGGACUCAUUGACGUCCACUGGCACACUCUCAUGGCCAAUAUGAAAAUGGAGGCACUUAACUCAUCUGAGAUCUCAUACACGGCUAUUGUGGCUGCAGCUGCAAGCAAGGAAACGUUGUUGCGUGGAUUCACCACCGUCCGUGAUGCUGGUGGAAACUCCCACCCAAUCAAAAAGGCCAUUGACCAAGGAGAAAUCGAAGGCCCUCGCAUCUACCCUUCUGGAGCAUUCAUUUGCCAGACAUCUGGCCAUUUCGAUUUCCGCGACCGCAACGCGACGCCCACCGGUAUGGUGGACUCUUUGGAUUAUUUUGCUCGCAAUAAUUUCUGCCAAAUUGCAGACGGAGUUCCAGAAGUCCUCAAACGCACACGCGAACAGCUGCGUAUCGGUGCCACACAAAUCAAGAUCGCAGCUGGCGGAGGAGUAUCCUCGUCCUAUGAUCCUCUCGAUGUGACCGAAUACACAGUAGAGGAGAUCAAGGCUGCUGUGGAUUGUGCCGAGGCUUGGAACACCUAUGUCUUGGCGCACGUCUUUAACGAUAGGGGCAUCAUGAACUGCAUUGAGGGUGGUGUCAAGAGCAUUGAGCACGGAUUCUUUGCUUCCGAUGAGGUUCUCCAGGUAAUGAAGGAAAAAGGUGUCUGGCUGAGCCUCCAGCCAUUGUUUGCCGACGAGGAUGGCAUCCAGUUUCCGCCAGGUAGUAUCCAAAAGAAAAAGUAUGAAGAUGUGUGUUCUGAGGUGGCCUCCUGCUUUGCACGUGCCAAGAAGAUUGGCGUGAAGAUUGCCUUUGGUACCGAUGUCUUGUUUGACAAGGGGAUGGCCAGGAAGCAAGGCAAGAUGUUGAGCAAGUUGCAAGCUUGGUUUACUCCUUUUGAAGUCCUGAAGAUGGCCACAUCCAACAACGCCGAGCUCUGCAAGCUGUGUGGUCCUCGCGACACGUAUCCAGGUCAAUUGGGCGUUGUCAAGGAAGGUGCUUUGGCUGAUUUGAUCCUCACCAAGGGCAACCCCUUGGCGGAUAUCAACAUUGUAGCCAACGCUGACGACAACUUUAUGGUAAUCAUGAAGGAUGGCAAGAUCUGCAAGGGGGAUAUGACGUACGAGAAGAAAUAAACAAGAAUAUGAGAGCGAUAGUGGUUCUUGCAGGAGUGCAUUAGCACUAGCUCGAUUGCGUACCGGUAGCUCUACGAAGAUGGCGACAUCGCAUAAGCUGCCUUUCCCAGCCAGCUUGCAGAGCAAAGACACAACGCUCGUUUUUCACAGGCACCGGUACCUGUUUUUCUUUAGGUACAUCAUCUUUAAAACCCAUUUAGGCAAUGCUUAUUUUUCUGUG
Molecule: messenger RNA, 1847 nt
Organism: Seminavis robusta
Lineage: Eukaryota; Bacillariophyta; Bacillariophyceae; Naviculales; Naviculaceae
Source: the annotation of a GenBank genome assembly